GCAGAUGGCGGAAGCUUCAAAGUCAUAUGAUCGAUUCGUGACAGAGCUCGUCGUUCUCCACUCGUAAAGAUGGCCAGCCAGACGCAGGGUAUUCAGCAGCUUCUGGCCGCGGAGAAACGCGCCGCCGAAAAGGUCUCGGACGCCAGAAAACGUAAGGCACGUCGUCUGAAGCAAGCCAAAGAGGAAGCUCAGGAUGAGAUUGAGAAAUAUCGGCAGGAACGAGAGAAGCAAUUCCGUGACUUUGAAGCCAAACACAUGGGUUCUAAAGAGGACGUAGCCGCACGCAUCGAGGCGGACACACGACUUAAGAUAGAAGAAAUGAAUCAAACUGUUGCUGUGCACAAAAAUACGGUCAUGCUUAAAAUCUUGGAAUUGGUGUACGACAUCAAGCCUGAACUGCACACUAAUUACCGCAUUGAGGUCUAAGCCACAAGGAUUGCAUCUAAAUAGCUAUAAAUAUGAGAUACGUCUUACGCUAUAAAUAUACAUUAAAUAUUACUGUUCACCAUAUCUCAAUAUGUAUUUAUCGCUGUUAUAUUGUAUGACAUGUUAUAUUUUAUUGGAGAAACUGUAUACAAUGUAGCUGUAGGCAGUCAUACUCAAACUUAACUACUAUUACUACUAGAAUCUUUUUCUCCCGCAGUUGCUACACGACAAUAAAUGUAGUCGUAUUGUUAUUAUCGCUGAGCUUUUCACUGGCACGGUAUACGGACAGUUUGAGAAUUGCUGUAAUGUAGUUACAUCGUACAAAGAGAAAAAAAAAGUUAUGUAUUGAACCGAGUACUGUCGACCCGAUGCGUCAAGGCCUAGACACAUCGGGACGACGUACGAUCGUUAAAAUAGAUACAGUUAAAGCAAUUUUAGGGUGGUGGUAACGAAUUGUAUGUCGUUCGGUGUAUGCCAUUAGAUGUCAUUCCAUUUGAUUCUGUCGCAUCGAGGACGAAAACUUUUUCCCUACAGCCUCUCGCGGUUCACGGACACGCUCCCAGUCUACGGUGGACCACGCGACGAUGUAGUAUUUAAACCUUUUAUCUUUUAGCGGGAACAUUUCAAAUUUUUGUUGAUCUUGCGAGAUGGGCAAUUUUUGCCUUACAUGUACAUCCUUGUCUAUGUGAGCUGGUUGAUUGUCUGUACAGUAUUAGUGUUCGAAAUACAAAGAAAAGGAAAGAAAAUCCCACAAAA
Molecule: messenger RNA, 1182 nt
Organism: Monomorium pharaonis (pharaoh ant)
Lineage: Eukaryota; Metazoa; Arthropoda; Insecta; Hymenoptera; Formicidae
Gene: Vha13
Product: V-type proton ATPase subunit G
Exons: 4
Coding region: 70-426 (118 amino acids)
Biological process (GO): proton transmembrane transport
Cellular component (GO): vacuolar proton-transporting V-type ATPase complex
Molecular function (GO): proton-transporting ATPase activity, rotational mechanism
Source: RefSeq, a predicted model, not a curated record